Messenger RNA from Cynocephalus volans (Philippine flying lemur), 1096 nucleotides. RefSeq names its product zinc finger CW-type and PWWP domain containing 2 (gene ZCWPW2). Lineage: Eukaryota; Metazoa; Chordata; Mammalia; Dermoptera; Cynocephalidae. The record is from RefSeq and is a predicted model, not a curated record. Gene Ontology annotation, molecular function: zinc ion binding. The transcript is spliced from 9 exons. The coding region runs from base 23 to 1096 and encodes 357 amino acids. Gene Ontology annotation, cellular component: nucleus.
UGGAGUUGGAUUAAAUACAUUUAUGGAAAAAGUAAAAUUGAAUGGUAAGAUAAUUGAACAUUGUAACAGUGCAAUGGAUUCCUCAGUGGAAAACAACAUGUAUGUAAACAAAGUGUGGGUUCAAUGUGAGAAUGAAAGUUGUUUGAAAUGGAGAUUGUUGUCAAGUGAGGAUGCAGCCAAAGUUGAUCACAAUGAACCAUGGUACUGCCUCAUGAACACUGAUUCAAGGUAUAAUAACUGCUGUAUUUCUGAAGAAGACUUUCCUGAAGAGUCUCAGCUUCAUCAAUGUGGAUUUAAGAUCAUAUAUUCACAGCUUCCUCUUGGAAGCCUGGUUUUGGUACAAUUACAGAAUUGGCCAAGUUGGCCAGGAAUACUUUGCCCUGAUCCUUUUAAAGGGAAAUAUGUGACCUAUGACCUGGACGGAAAUGUUGAACGGUAUCAUAUAGAAUUCCUGGGUGAUCCCCAUUCAAGAUCAUGGAUAAAUGCAACUUUUGUUGGACAUUAUAGUAUCAUGUUUAAGCCAGGGAAAUGUAAGAAUAAAAAGAAGUGGUAUAAAAGUGCACUACAAGAAGCAUACCUACUCUAUGGAUAUUCUCACGAACAAAGACUGGAAAUGUGCUGCCUAUCAAAACAGGAUAAAUCCAAAGCAGAUGACAAAGUUGCUGUGGUGGCUAAGAAAAGAAUGCAAGUUUCCAAAAAUAAUAUUGAAAAGAAAAAGCCCAAAUUUAGAAAAAGGAAAAGGAAAAUGAUUUUAAAAUGCGCUUUUGAAAAUGUUUGUUCAGAUGAUGCCUUAUCAAAGGAAAACAUGGUUGUCUCUGAGACAGAAGUUUUACUAAAAGAACUGGAGCAAAUGCUACAGCAAGCACUAGAGCCCACAGCAAUACCUGAUGAGUCAGAAGAAGAACAUGGAGAAGAAAUAAAUACAGAAGAAAAGUUUUCUAAAUGCAUCCCUGAAGCUCCUGCAGGCAGUCCAUUUGAAAACUGCUAUGAAGAGGACUAUCUUGUAAUUGAUGGGAUAAAAUUAAAAGCUGGAGAAUGUAUUGAAAAUAUAACUAAAAAGUUUGAAGAAAUAGAUGCUUUGAUGUCUGAAUUUUAG